Oncorhynchus mykiss (rainbow trout) is the source of this 6442-nucleotide messenger RNA. NCBI's taxonomy places the organism in Eukaryota, Metazoa, Chordata, Actinopteri, Salmoniformes, Salmonidae. The record is from RefSeq and is a predicted model, not a curated record.
ACACGCUUUCUGAAGCUCUCUCUCUUUUUAUGUCACUAUCGCUGUUUGCAUGUAGACGCAGCCAAUCUCUUCCCUAUGACGCCGGCGAGGCUGGGCUCAGACGGGUUUGAUCAUAAUAUUUAACACACCCACCCAGUAAGAGCACGAUACUAGUUCGAAUGAGAAGUAUAACAGCCACAGGACAAGUGGAAGCGAAAAUCUCUGCACCUGCCAAGCGGUGUAGCCUACUGGCUCUGCUGUUCCUUGAACGGAAAGACGGAGACGGGAGAUUUAUAUUUUUGACAGGAUCUGGCCUAGUCUUGCAUCCAGGUAUCUUCAGCUGACAAAGCGUCACAUGUUUUUUUUUAAAUCUCGUCGAUUUUUUUGCGUUGCUUUUCUUUAACGCAUUUUUUUGUGCCUGUUGCUAUUUCCUACAAGGACGGUGGCUACAUUUUUUAAUCUGAAAUUGAAUAAAGACUGUCCCUCGGACUUUUAACAAAAAUGACGAUUGGACAGCAUUGACACGUUUUUAUGCUCAGCAUUGCAUGUUCUGAGGAUGGAACAGUGCUUUCGCAACGCAAUUGUGCUAAAACACGUUUAAAAUUCCCUAAACUGUUCACUGCUAUUACGAUUAGAUAUUGUUUUGUGCCGUAUUCAGAAUAGCCACAGACCUAUUUGCUUUAAGGUGCCUGCUCUCCGCAAUGAGUCGGCAUGUCCAUCUGGUUGAAUAUGAAUAAUUCAGUAUUUUCUAAAAGACCAGCGCUCUGUGCGUAAACAUGGAGUUUCUGAUAUAACACGGAUUAUGUUUGGAAUGACCAGAAAAAAUAUCUAAAUUAUCUACAUUGGGUUUUUGCUCCAUAUUUCACAUGUACUAUACUUUUUUAUAUAUAUCGGUGUUGUGCGCUGCUUUUAUGGUUUAGUGAUAUAACAACAACUACUUAGAAGUGAAUCCUGUACAAAAUGAUCAAGAUGAUACUGUUUCGUAAAUUUCGAGUUUUGAUACUCAUGGUGUUUUUGGUGGCGUGCACCAUGCACAUUAUGAUAGACUUGCUCCCAAAACUAGAGAAGCGAGCGGCGGGACCGCAAACCGGCAACGGUGGCUGCCAGUGCACUCACAACCCGAGCGAGGAGGCCGGGAGCUGGGGGAAGCAACGCGCUAGGUCGGUGGCGGAACCGGGCUGGCCUAACAAACACACGCUGAGAAUCCUGCAAGAUUUUAGCAACGAGCCGAGCUCAAACCUCACGUCCCAUUCCCUGGAAAAAAUCCCUGCCGCUGGGGAGAGAGCGGAGUCUUUCAAACAAAUGAAACAGUACGACGGGGCAGCGGAUAACCAGAAGCCGCUCAUCAGAGACGCCAGCGGGGGUAAGACCGUUGCUGCGCCCGGUAUCUUCCGGCUGCCGUCUCUGUUCGAGCAUCCUUUAUACAAGACGGACCUGCCGACCCUCACAGACGACGACACCUUGUUCAACGUCAAUACUGACAUCAGGUUAUAUCCGAAAGCAGCGGGGAAUCAAGAAUGGCACAAUGAAGCUAACGUGGAAGAGGAGGAGUACCCCCCUACAGGGGAGGUGACAGCCGAGUCCUACCCCAACUGGCUUCGCUUCCACAUCGGUAUCAACCGCUACGAACUCUACUCCAGACACAACCCUGUCCUGGACUCCCUGCUCAAGGAUCUGGUCACCCAGAGGAUCACCAGUGUGGUCAUGAAGUCAGGAGGAACUCAACUGAAGCUCAUCAUGACCUUCCAUAACUACGGACAGGCGCUGUUCAAGCCCAUGAAGCAGACCAGGGAACAGGAGACACCCCCAGACUUCUUCUACUUCUCUGAUCUGGAGAGACACAACGCUGAGAUCGCUGCCUUUCAUCUGGACAGGAUCCUAGACUUCCGGAGAGUGCCCCCGGUGGCGGGAAGACUGGUCAACAUGACCAGGGAGAUACGGGAUGUGACCAGGGACAAAAAGCUCUGGAGGACUUUCUUCAUCUCCCCAGCCAAUAACAUUUGUUUCUACGGCGAGUGCUCCUACUACUGCUCUACUGAGCAUGCUCUGUGUGGGAAGCCAGACCAGAUCGAGGGUUCUCUGGCUGCCUUCCUGCCAGACCUGGCCCUGGCCAAACGCAAGACCUGGAGGAACCCUUGGAGACGAUCCUACCACAAACGCAAGAAAGCAGAGUGGGAGGUGGACCCAGACUACUGUGACGAGGUGAAGCAGACUCCUCCCUAUGACCGUGGUUCUCGUCUGCUGGACAUCAUGGACAUGACCAUCUUUGACUUCCUCAUGGGUAACAUGGACCGGCACCAUUACGAGACUUUUGACAAGUUUGGAAACGAGACCUUCAUCAUCCAUCUGGACAAUGGAAGAGGGUUUGGGAAACACUCCCAUGACGAGCUCUCCAUCCUGGUGCCUCUGAGCCAAUGCUGCAGAGUGAGGAAGUCGACCCACUUGCGUCUGCAGCUGCUCGCCAAGGAGGAGUACCAGCUGAGCCGUCUGAUGGAGGAGUCCCUGCUGCGUGACCGCCUCCACCCCGUCCUCAUCCAGCCCCACCUGGAGGCCAUGGACCGGAGGCUGCGCCUGGUGCUCCAGGUCCUGGCUGUCUGCGUGGAGAAGGAGGGCUACAGUAACGUGGUGGAGGUGGACGACCACCACUGGGCCAGAGAAGCCAGAGGGGGCAGGGACACAGCCACCCACAGGAACCCAGGGCACAGGUAGUGAGGCCUGGCUAGGAAGAGAGGGAGAUGGGGGGUGGAGGGGUGGUACCCCUGGUUCUCCCGCUUCUCCCCAUCCUGGACCUCCAAAGAGACUACCGUUGAUGGUGAACCAACCAUGGGUGUCUGGUCUCACGGAGAGACUGACUGGAUCCUGUGACUGUGCGGGAGCCGCCAUUUUGAAUUCAGUGAAUUCCGAGACUUGCCGUCAAUGCCUCUAUGGAACCUCCCAUGUACGUGUGUUUAUAUAUAGGUACUGUUGGUCCACAGAUAUAGCAGUGAGCUGAGGAGAGAAGAGGCCUGGUCUUUGCUAAGUACCAAUGUUUUAUUACUUCUCCUGGACAUGAUAAAUAGGGACCAUUUUGAUUUUACUUUGUUGGUUUUCUUAUUUUACUUUUGGGGGGUUGUUUGAAUGCGAAGGCUAUCAUUGUUUGCUCGGGUUAGCGCUAAGCUAGCUACAGUAUAUUUACACAACCAAAUGAGAUUUUACUUUAACAAGUUAGAAUGUGGUUUGAGAUUAAUUUAUGCACAGUAACUGGAGGAACGGAAUAGAAGGUUUGUAAAGCUUUCAUUUUAAAGGGAGAGUAUGAAAAGAAUAUAGUAUAUUAUUUAUGAUGAAUGUCAGUGUGACCGUUAUUUAUCAGUUGCCUCCAUUUUCAACCCAUCACUAUCUAUGACUUUGCCUAUAGGCCUCCAUUACUAUGAGACAUUAUACAAGAGGCUGUUUACAGUACAGAAAGUACCUGGUAUUUACUAAGAAAUUACAUGGUAAAAUGGUAAUUGUACAGUAAUACCCCAUUAAUUACUACAUAAAGUACUCAUUUGGUACUUUGGGAUUCAAACAAGCAUUUAAAUAUACACCAUUUUGAUCCAGGUAGUUCCCAAUUGUGGUGAAUUUUAAGCAUAAAGUAUAGUGAAAGCCCCAGCUAGAACUCAGUGAUGCCACAUCGUUUCCUAAUAAGUACCACCUAAAUACCCGUCGAAGCAGUACACAAUUAAAGAAAGUGCUACCGGUUUCCUUUUCAAUAAAGCUUUCAGUUCAACUUAAAUUCAGUGUUUCUAAGCCUGGAUGGAAGCAGCUCUCUUAAACAAGGGCUCUUAUUGAAGCACCUCUCAGCAGCCCAGAAGUUGACUAGUGUUGAGUGCCCUUGCCCUCGUCCAUUAAUAUUAGAUAUCAUUCAAUCUUUCCAUUUCUUUUCAUCAAAGCCUUCCAUCAAAAUGUGUCACUCGUUCAUGGUUGGCACUUAAGAUAAUUGCUGCCCCAUUUAUUCAGAAAUUCUGCAUUUUUGACUGAGGAACUUCUAAAUCAAUGCUUUGCUGGAAUGGCUGGAAUGAAAACAUGCUGCGUGGUUUACUAGGACAUGUUUUUCAAGGACAUGAGAAUAGCCUUUACAGGAAGUUGUGAUAGAUGAUGACAGUGUGACCGACAUGGCUGAAACGUUUGUUUUUGCUUAGAUCUCUGGUCUCUUCUGGUCUCAGAGAUCUCACGUUAGCUGAGCCUAUCUGUUCUGGUCUCAGAGAUCUCACGUUAGCUGAGCCUACCUGUUCUGGUCUCAGAGAUCUCACGUUAGCUGAGCCUACCUGUUCUGGUCUCAGAGAUCUCACGUUAGCUGAGCCUAUCUGUUCUGGUCUCAGAGAUCUCACGUUAGCUGAGCCUAUCUGUUCUGGUCUCAGAGAUCUCACUUUAGCUGAGCCUAUCUGUUCUGGUCUCAGAGAUCUCACGUUAGCUGAGCCUAUCUGUUCUGGUCUCAGAGAUCUCACGUUAGCUGAGCCUAUCUGUUCUGGUCUCAGAGAUCUCACGUUAGCUGAGCCUACCUGUUCUGGUCUCAGAGAUCUCACGUUAGCUGAGCCUAUCUGUUCUGGUCUCAGAGAUCUCACGUUAGCUGAGCCUAUCUGUUCUGGUCUCAGAGAUCUCACGUUAGCUGAGCCUAUCUGUUCUGGUCUCAGAGAUCUCACGUUAGCUGAGCCUAUCUGUUCUGGUCUCAGAGAUCUCACGUUAGCUGAGCCUAUCUGUUCUGGUCUCAGAGAUCUCACGUUAGCUGAGCCUACCUGUUCUGGUCUCAGAGAUCUCACGUUAGCUGAGCCUAUCUGUUCUGGUCUCAGAGAUCUCACGUUAGCUGAGCCUAUCUGUUCUGGUCUCAGAGAUCUCACGUUAGCUGAGCCUAUCUGUUCUGGUCUCAGAGAUCUCACGUUAGCUGAGCCUAUCUGUUCUGGUCUCAGAGAUCUCACGUUAGCUGAGCCUAUCUGUUCUGGUCUCAGAGAUCUCACGUUAGCUGAGCCUACUUGUUCUGGUCUCAGAGAUCUCACGUUAGCUGAGCCUAUCUGUUCUGGUCUCAGCUGGCAUGGCAGUCCUGGCUUACAGGAUGUGGAUACAAAGGGUACCUCCCAAAUGACAUCCUAACUCCAUAGGGCUCUGGUCAAAAGUAGUGCACUAUAUAUGGAAUAGGGUGCGAUUUGGGAUUCAUACAUAUAAUAAUAAUACAGGACUAUGUAAAUACUGCCAUGAGAGAAUAUCAAUCUGACACUAUUCAUUUAAUAGGCCUUCGAGGUCUUGGUAAAAAUCCCCAUGUAUCUGCAUAUCAACAAAUGAGAGAUUUUUGCUGUUUUUCCCCCAAAAUACAUGAUCUCUUUGCUUUAUCCCCACGUGAGAUUAUUUUAUUACCAACAAUAUCUCACCAGUUUUGUUCACACUUCACGCAGCCUCAAGUUGACGUCAGUAACAGCGAAAUGAUUAUUUGGGAGAAAUAGUCUAGUCUCUAUCCAUGUGGAUGUAAAGAUAGGUUGGAACUGUGACUACAGUGUAUACCAGUAUACAAGUCAGAUGCACUACCCCGUUGUCAUGCCAUUCAUCUUUUAUACCAACUAAAGUUACCAUUACAACACCAAACAAAUGUCAAAUGCAGUUUUCUGUUACAAUCCAGGCUACACAGUCACGCACAAUGUUCCUGUUGUAUUGUUCAACGCUUUUCCAAAUGAAAAGGAUUUAUUGACGUGUCAUGACAUUUAAACAUGGAUGUGGAAAUAAGGUUUUUCUCUUUUUGAAACAUUUCUCUUUAUGUUUUGGUACUAAUUAUGUUUUGGUACUAAUUAUGUUUUGGUACUAAUUAUGUUUUGGUACUAAUUAUGUUUUGGUACUAAUUAUACUUUGGUACUAUUUACUGUCCAUUUUAUGAUCUGAAAAAGGUGUCUUUGAUUGCUGGAAGCGUUGAGCUCUAUACAGGCGUUCUAUAUUCCACCAAUAGCCCCUAGAAUCUGGCUACGUAUGGCUAACCUGGUGCCUGUGGAAUGUUGGGUAUACUGAAUGUUUCAGGUGGCCAUAUGAACAGGACUACAACUACAUAGAGGUCACACUACAGCCUGUGUGACCUGGAUCCUCAGACUAAGUUGAAAGAGUUAACAUUAUACAUUUACGUUUGAGUCAUUUAGCAGACGCUCUUAUCCAGAGUGACUUACAGUAGUGAGUGCAUACAUUUUUGUACUGGUCCUCCGUGGGAAUCGAACCCACAACCCUGGAGUUGCUCUACCAACUCAGCCUUCUCCUCCCUUCAUACAGCAGCAGUUAAAGGGUUAACUCAGCCCUGGGCGUUGUACUUGCGAUUUUCAUAUUGUCAGUGUAAAUAUCUAUAAAUAUAUUGGAAGACCUAAGAGGCUGCAGUGCCGCAGCGAUACGCUUCUGCUCUGUUUUCUCCUAUUGCAUUGUUGCUGUGAACAUCUGUUAGCUAAAUGAUAAAGGUGUGCAAUAAAAAAAUUACAACAAA